AUGUCCUUCCCAAGGCCCGAGACUGAGCGGGCGGCAGCAGGGAAGGCCUUUUACCACGUCGUUUUCGAGCCGUGGCUCGAGGGGCCAACAAGUAUGCUUGGAUCGUGGUUUAUCAACAUAUCACUAAGCUCCCGCCCUGCAAUCCCAGAUGCCGAAGCUGUCAAGGAUGUCGUUCGAGAGAUCGAAGAUGCGGCUGCCAUCCAUCUCCCCCAAUCAGGUGAUGCAGCGGCAAAGGCACCGAAAGAAGGGCCAGAUAGCGGCGGUAUAGAUGCUAUCUUACUUGGAUUUCGCUACCUGGACCAUGUUCACGAAGCGACGCUUCGAAAAUUCUCCAAGGAUAUCCCUGUUAUAGCCACGCCUGAAGCCGCCGAUAUUGUCAGACCAUGGGGCCAUUUCAAGACGAUCAAGCUUAUUCAAGACCUGGAGCCGUCGAUUAAAUCGUGGCGUACCCCAGAGCUUCACCCUGGUGAGGCUCUGCCUUCGUGGCUAACACCAAUCCGUCUUCCCGGCUUCGCGGUCCUCAACUUUUGUCUUGCUAUCGUCUGGACACAUCCCACCGACGGUGAGGGUGAGGUUCAUGAAGUUAUUUUGAGCUCGCCGCAUGGAACUCGCUUCGAAGGAUCUCUGGAGGCCUUCCACAAUGCGGAGCCCAAGACAAAGAUGCUCGCCAUGCUCCAUGGGCUCAAGGAAAGCCACACAUUGGGAAGUCAGACUACACUCGGGGCCAGGGGAGGACUCAAAAUCUAUCGAAAGGUUGGAGGAGUCAAGUAUUGGGUUCUGAGUCAUUCCAAGUUGCUCUACGGUGGCAUUUCCCUAUAUCUCGCUUGGACUCAAGAUACCCAGAGAACUGUGAGCUGGAUGCUGGAGGAAGAACAGAAGGCAGACCCUGAUGCCACCAAGAAAGAAAAGCCCAACGUCGUGGAAGUCGACAAUGGGGGGUCGUUUGUAUUGGAGGACUGA
Messenger RNA from Fusarium falciforme, 960 nucleotides. RefSeq lists its product as hypothetical. NCBI's taxonomy places the organism in Eukaryota, Fungi, Ascomycota, Sordariomycetes, Hypocreales, Nectriaceae. The coding region runs from base 1 to 960 and encodes 319 amino acids. The record is from RefSeq and is a predicted model, not a curated record. The transcript has a single exon.